Molecule: messenger RNA, 1221 nt
Organism: Magnolia sinica
Lineage: Eukaryota; Viridiplantae; Streptophyta; Magnoliopsida; Magnoliales; Magnoliaceae
Product: meiotic recombination protein SPO11-1
Biological process (GO): reciprocal meiotic recombination; meiotic DNA double-strand break formation; meiotic DNA double-strand break processing
Cellular component (GO): nuclear chromosome
Molecular function (GO): DNA topoisomerase type II (double strand cut, ATP-hydrolyzing) activity; DNA binding; ATP binding
Source: RefSeq, a predicted model, not a curated record
UUUUCAGAAUCUCGGCACUAUUUGUCCGACCCAUAACUCCCGCCUCAUUUCGAUUUUCGAGAUCGCAGAGAGAAAUGGAGAGCGAAAGAGGAUCGAGUUCGAAAUCGUGCAAUCCUCUACUGAAGAAAAUCCAACGUUUCUCUCUAUCUCUCCUCGAAGAUCUCUGCAUUCGACGCCGAUUUCCUUUAAUUGCCCUCCAUCGCUACAGAAAUUACUGCAAUGACCCUACUGGAAACUGCUGUUGUAGUUCCUACUCGAUCAAGGGUAAGGAGAUACUCUCUAUUGAAAAAGGUCAUGCUUACAGACUUGAUGUUUUAUUAAGAGUGCUGCUGAUCAUUCAGCAACUGUUGCAAGAAAAGAAGCACAUAUCAAAGAGAGACAUAUACUAUAUGCAUCCAUCAGUAUUUUCAGAACAAGCAGUUGUUGAUCGGGCAAUCAAUGACAUAUGCAUCCUUUUACAAUGCAGUCGCCAUAAUCUGAAUGUGGUGUCUGUAGGAAAUGGGUUGGUGAUGGGAUGGUUACGGUUUGUGCAAGCUGGAAGGAAAUUUGAUUGCAUACGAAGUCCUAGCACUGCCUAUCCUGUUCCUGUGUACGUCGAGGAAGUUGAAGAUGUAAUGAGUGUCGCCCAGUAUGUACUUGUCGUAGAAAAGGAAACAGUGUUCCAGCGAUUGGCAAAUGACAGGUUUUGCGAAAAGAACCGCUGUAUAGUUGUCACAGGAAGAGGUUAUCCAGAUGUUUCAACUAGAAGGUUCUUGAGGCUUCUCAUUGAAAAACUGUGCCUACCUGCGUAUUGCUUGGUAGAUUGUGAUCCUUAUGGUUUUGACAUUCUGACCAUCUACCGUUUCGGUUCGUUGAAAAUGGCUUAUGACGCAAAUUUGCUUGUACCCGACAUACGCUGGCUUGGAGUUUUUCCUUCAGAUUGUGAGAAAUACCACCUUCCGGACCGUUGUCUCCUUCCUCUAACACAUGAAGACAAGAAGAAAGCUGAAGCCAUGUUGCUGAGAUGUUACUUACACCGAGAAGCACCGCAAUGGAGGUCAGAGCUGGAAAUCAUGCUACAGAGAGGAGUGAAAUUUGAGAUUGAAGCAUUGUCUGUAUCGGCAUUCUCCUUCUUGUCAGAGGAGUACAUCCCAUCUAAAAUUCAAGGUGGAUUUAUCAUCUGGUGAGAUUCUUGAUUUCAUGUAUCUAAUUGAACCAGAAAUUUUCAUUCUUCUGAUUUCA